UCGCGCACACACAACAGUUUCGGCCGCCGUCUAGCCAACAUAACCUGCUUGUGCAGCCGUCGCUGCCUCCGCCGACGACGACGACACUGUUAUCCGUUACGACCACGACGAUUGACCACUAUUCUUAAAAGUGCGAUCGCGUACGGUGUUUUGUUAUUUUUGCGCAACCCGCUUUAUAUUUUUUAUGUUCGUUUACCGGUAAAAGCCGCCGUCUCGCGCCCGUCGUGUGAUACGUUUUUACUAGAUAUCACACACACGCACGUCAUAUAUACAGAUAUUAUAUAUAUAUAUAAUAUUCGUAUCGGUAAUAUUAUUCGCCGACUGGAUCCGAUUCGAUGCUUUAUGAGUUAGUGCGUGCCAUUCGACGACGAUAUCAUUGCCGUAUGCGCCAACGUGAAUUCCGUGGAUUAUUUUAGAGCUCAUCGAUUCGAGCACAUACCUUUCCGUAACAAAACACUGUGCGCGUGGUUAUUAUCACCGUCGGCUCGCCACACGGACGCUGUCGAUUACACCGUUAUUGUAAUACCGAAUUGUCGCUGACGACGCUACCGCAGCAGCAGUUACCGUCGUGCUCGUAAACUAGAUUCCCUUCCCCUUUCAUUGUCCGGUAUGAUUUGGACGUUUUAAACACUCUUGUGAAACUCAAACAGUCAAAACGCAAGGAUUAAAUAAACGUGUUGGUAGUCCAGUAAUGGACAAACGGAAAAUGAUUACAAAAAGAACACGAAUUGAUACAACUAUACGAGGAACUGGGUCUGGUGCUGGACCAAUCACUAAUGGACCUAUACAAACAAGGCCAUUGGUUGCCUUAUUGGAUGGCAGAGACUGUUCGAUAGAAAUGCCUAUACUUAAAGAUGUAGCUACAGUUGCAUUUUGUGAUGCCCAAUCUACUUCAGAAAUUCAUGAAAAGGUUUUAAAUGAAGCUGUUGGGGCCUUAAUGUGGCAUACCAUUGUUCUAACAAAAGAAGAUUUAGAAAAAUUUAAAACACUCAGAAUUAUUGUACGAAUAGGAAGUGGAGUGGAUAAUAUUGAUGUUAAGGCUGCUGGUGAAUUAGGUAUAGCAGUGUGUAAUGUGCCAGGCUAUGGAGUAGAAGAAGUAGCUGACACAACUUUGUGUUUGAUAUUAAAUCUUUAUCGUAGAACCUAUUGGUUAGCUCAAAUGGUUAGAGAGGGGAAAAAGUUUACUGGCCCUGAACAAGUACGAGAAGCUGCUCAAGGAUGUGCACGUAUUCGAGGGGAUACUUUAGGAAUUGUUGGCUUGGGUCGUAUUGGCUCAGCAGUUGCAUUAAGAGCAAAAGCAUUUGGCUUUAAUGUAAUUUUUUAUGAUCCUUACUUACCAGAUGGAAUUGAAAAAUCUUUAGGCUUGACUCGAGUUUAUACACUACAGGAUUUAUUGUUCCAAUCUGAUUGUGUAUCGUUGCAUUGUACUUUGAACGAACAUAAUCAUCACCUUAUUAACGAGUUUACCAUUAAACAAAUGAGGCCAGGGGCUUUCCUUGUAAACACUGCUCGAGGUGGAUUAGUUGAUGAUGAUGCUCUUGCAACAGCAUUGAAACAAGGACGUAUUAGAGCAGCAGCCUUAGAUGUUCAUGAAAAUGAACCUUUCAAUGUACUCCAAGGACCAUUAAAAGAUUCUCCAAAUUUACUGUGCACUCCACAUGCUGCAUUUUAUUCAGAUGCUAGUUGUACAGAACUAAGAGAAAUGGCUGCUAGUGAAAUUCGUAGAGCAAUUGUAGGUAGAAUACCUGAAUGUCUUCGUAAUUGCGUUAACAAAGAGUAUUUUCCUGCCCCAACUACCUAUCCACAUCAAGCAGCAAUGGCAAGUGCAACUUCAGCAGCUGCUGUAGCUGCAGCAGCUGCCGCUGCUGCUAAUCCUGAUGCUAUGAAUGGAGGGUAUUAUGCCGGUGCUGGCACUGGUACUUUACCAGUACAACAAGCACAUUCUACUACUGCACAUGAUAAUGUGCCAGGCUCUGGUUCAGCACCACCACCUCCCUCGCAAGCGCCACCAAGCUCUCAAUCAGCUCCACCUGCAUCAGUUCUACCACAUUCAUUAUUUGUUAACACCCAGCUUCCAUACACUUCUGGACAAAACGACCGUGACAGUACAAAUAAUGUGAGCCAGAGUAGUCCGUCCCUGACAUAUAGGCCUAUUGUUUGAAAGGCACUUAUAUUGCUCUACUCUUAAGUUUUGCAAAAUUUAAUUUUAAUUGAAAGCAAAAACCAUUUUAUCAUUAGAACAAUUGUCGUGUUCUAGUAGACAGUUUUUAUAUUAUUUUCUUUAUUUUAAAAUAAUAUUGAGCAACCUAAAACAAACUAUAUGUUAUGGUUUAGAAUUUUGCAACAAAUAAUUGGACGCCUUGAGUUUGAAAAUACUCCAAUAGUAUGAAUUAAAUAUAGAAUUUUACAAUAA
Molecule: messenger RNA, 2413 nt
Organism: Sipha flava (yellow sugarcane aphid)
Lineage: Eukaryota; Metazoa; Arthropoda; Insecta; Hemiptera; Aphididae
Gene: CtBP
Product: C-terminal-binding protein
Exons: 10
Coding region: 692-2161 (489 amino acids)
Molecular function (GO): NAD binding; transcription corepressor activity; oxidoreductase activity, acting on the CH-OH group of donors, NAD or NADP as acceptor
Source: RefSeq, a predicted model, not a curated record